This is a messenger RNA of Ectocarpus sp. CCAP 1310/34, 306 nucleotides long. The record is from the annotation of a GenBank genome assembly. NCBI's taxonomy places the organism in Eukaryota, Phaeophyceae, Ectocarpales, Ectocarpaceae.
AUGACCAUAGCCGCGUACCAGACGAUGUACGAGUCUAGCAUUGCCUUCGGCAUCCGGAAGGCGCUCAUCGCUGAGCAGCGCAAAGCAGAAAUGGAGGCAAAGAUCCGGCAGUUGCAGGAAGACAAAGCCGACCUAGAGCGCCAGGUGACAGAGCUCAGCGCCAAGUGCGAGCAGGUCAAACCACGGGAGGCGGAAAGACGCGCGGCCGACGAGAAGAAGCACAGCGCGGAGGUGGAUCAGCUCAAGCGCACGAACGAGCAGCUCAAGACAACCCUGGAGCAAAUGCUCUCGGCUCCCAAGAAGUAA